Molecule: messenger RNA, 2569 nt
Organism: Acanthopagrus latus (yellowfin seabream)
Lineage: Eukaryota; Metazoa; Chordata; Actinopteri; Spariformes; Sparidae
Product: claudin-14-like
Exons: 3
Coding region: 1270-2010 (246 amino acids)
Biological process (GO): bicellular tight junction assembly; cell adhesion
Cellular component (GO): plasma membrane; bicellular tight junction
Molecular function (GO): structural molecule activity
Source: RefSeq, a predicted model, not a curated record
GAUUGAAAAAUGAGAAAAUGUUAUGAAUAUCACAUUGGAUGUUGGAUAACUUGUGUGCACACCAAUACGAAAUAAGAUGCUCUUCACAGCCUGGCCUUUGUUGCUGCUGCUCACUUGUUAUGCCUUCAGUGUAGUCAAUCAUUAGGUAAACACAAUGAGGCUUCUAUCUCCGGUAUUUUAAGAGGCGCCCCAACGGUGCGAGGUCCAACACUGAAAUAUAAUCAAACCUGUUGUUCUCUGAGAGAACAAUGGCUCCGUAUGAACACAGUUCAGUUUCUAUGGUUUCAAAUUUAAAGUCCUCUCAGUAUUCAGGAUGUUUAUUUGUGUGAUUUUUUUUAUUCACCUAGAGAACAUUUCGUUCAAAACAGUAGGAAGGAACAAAAGUAAAUGCUUAACUACCCACAAGUCUCACAUGCUCUUAGGUUAUUACUUGUGGCCUAGAACCUCCUGGACAGUUUUCCUGUGACUAAGGAUACUUUUGAGGACACAUUUCAGACUCAGUCAGUUAAUUUGAGGCCGCUGGUGCAAUUUGGGACAAAAGACGUGUCCCCGUCUUGGAAAAACAGCUGAUUUUUUGGGGUCAGAGUUUAAGAUUAGAGUUAUCCGAAGUUCAUGCUUAAGGUUAUGCAAGUGAUGGUUAGGAUUAGGGUUAUGGUAAAUCUCCAGGAAGUGAAAUUAAGGCUAUUAAAUGUCCCCUAAAGUACAAUGUGAGAGUGUGUAAAUGUAGAACUGAGUGUCAAGCGAUCUUAGAAUUUGGCUGGUUAUUACUGCAUAAACUGCCACAAUCUCUUUGGGUUUGCGGCCCAUCUGGUAGAAAUGCUCUGUCAUCAUCGGCCCCUCUUCUCUGAAAUGUCCCGCAGAGCCGUGAAAAAUGUUCAAAGUUAGUGGUUUAUAACAGUUGCUCUCAGCUCGGGUGGUUUCUGUAAAUGUUUAAUUUCCUCUCUCGCUCUCCUUUCCUGAGGGGCGGUGCGCAGCUUAACAAAUAGACUGCUGUGCUUUGCCCUCCAGAGGAGAGCGUCAAACAGGUGAAGCUGAACACUGCUCUCAUUAGUUACAGAUGCAGUCACCUGCCACUCACCAGAGACUGAUGCCAGAAAAGUUUCCACAGCUUUUUCUGCCCGCAGACACUUGAGGAAUGGCUCAGACGUAAGCUCGGUGGAAUUUACUGUACUGCUGGGGACCAUGCAGAUAUAACAGGAGGAAUCCAGCCUCAUCUGUAUCUGUUUUGAGUGCUUCUUUUUUUGAGCGUCUGUCCGAGGGGAGUGAAUCAUGGCCAGCAUGGCGGUUCAGCUCCUCGGCUUCUUCUUGGGGCUGCUGGGGUUUGCGGGAACUGUCGUUGCGACUCUGCUCCCCCACUGGCGCAGCACAGCCUACGUUGGCUCCAACAUCAUCACGGCCACCUCCUACAUGAAAGGCCUGUGGAUGGAGUGUGUGUGGCACAGCACCGGCAUUUAUCAGUGUGAGGUGUACAGAUCUCUGCUGGCACUCCCGCGUGACCUGCAGGCUGCCCGGGCGCUCAUGGUGCUCUCCUGCGUCACCUCGGUCCUGGCGUGUGUGGUGUCCGUGAUGGGGAUGAAGUGUACCCGCUUCGCCCGAGGCUCGCUGGUCAAGUCCCCGCUGGCCUUAAGUGGGGCGAUUGGUUUCCUCUGUGCUGGCCUGCUCUGCCUGGUCACCGUGUCCUGGACCACUAACGACGUUAUCUUGGAUUUCUACGACCCUUUCCUCCCCAGCGGGAUGAAAUACGAGAUUGGCCUGGCAGUGUAUCUCGGUUACGCCUCGGCCUGCCUCAGCCUGACCGGAGGCCUGGUGCUGUGCUGGAGCAGCGGUGUCGACAGGUCCCGGAGCCCCCUCCGUCUGCCGAGGAAUCAGCCAUCAUCACCUCCCCCCGCAUUCAACCACAUUUACCCUCCUGCUCCUCUCUACAAGCCCCCCGAUGCCCUGAAGGAUAAUCGUGCUCCCUCGCUCUGCUCCCUCGCCAGCAGUGGCUACAGGCUCAAUAACUACGUCUAAGACUGCACAGGGAAUGUUUGAGCAGAAAACAGACUGCAAUUUUUUUAUAUCUUUACAGGAUCUUUUGCAUCUUCUACACCCAUGAAAUAAGUAUUAAAAAAGGAAAACAGAGAACUAUAUUGUAUAAUGUAUUUAACAUUAUUAUAACUAACCAAAAACCAGCUAUCACAAUUUAACUUCAACAUAUCUGAGAGCCAAACAAACUCUGAACUGUGUGAGAGAACAGAGGACUGACACAUGUUGACCUGCUGCUGUGUACCUGUAGGACCAGAAGGUGGCGGUAUUUUACAGCAAAAGAGACGACAUAUCACAUUUGCCGUGCUGUGCUGCAACACUCAUGUUAAUGGAUAAUUGCAAUUGCUCUGUCACUUGUUGUUGUAGCCGACUUUCUGGUUUGGAUUAACACUUUCUUGUUUUGAAAGCCAGUUCAGUUAUUAAGUGUUUUUUGUUGUUUUUUAAAGAAAUGAAUGAUAUUGUUGCAGUAUUUAAUGCCAAAGAACGUAAAAAGCAAUGAAUGUCAGUUUCUAAUGAUUUACACAUAAAGAAGUUUUAUUAUAAA